GUCUGGCGGUGGGGGCGGUGGCUGCGAGCUAACGGUGUGGGCCCACGCGGCUGCUGGCCCGCCGCCUCCGCUGAGUGUGGCGAGGCGCCGCCCGGCCCGGCCCGUUCCGUCCCGUCCCGCCUCAGGCCUCGGAGCGCCCCGCCGGCGGCCCCGCGCCCCUCGACCUUUCACCUACAGGAACCGCUUUCCGCCUCCCGCCGUCCCGCAUCCGGGCGACGCCGGCUGCCGCUCCCCGCCGGGCUCUGGGGGAGAAGGAGCGGCGGGAGGCGGCAGCGGCGGCGGGCGAUGCCACCCUCGUGCUGGGCGUCCGGCCUCCCCCCGCCCCGGCUCCGCCGCGCAGCCAUUUUGUGCGGGGCGCUGCGGCCCCGCUGGCCGCGGUGGAGAGCGAGCACGGGCGCUGGCCCGUCGCCCUUUCCCUCUCGCCGCAACCCCACGAAGUCCCCCCAGGGAGGGGAGAGGCGAGGGCAGCCUGCCCGGGCAGGACGGGCCCGGGCGCUGGGCUGAGGCUUGGCCGCCGCCUCUCUCCUUCCCUCCCCGCCGCGGCCGUGCGCGGCCUCGGCCCUGCCGGGGGGUGGGUGGCCCCGACAUCCCCCCCCCGCCCUCAACCACUUUGUGGCUGAUGAGUCCCGUGCCCCCGCCGGGUCCCUCUCCUCAGAUACUUCUGGCGGCUGUCGGGGUUUAUUUGGGUUAAGAUUACCCAUUCCCAGGGAGCUGUUACACAAACACUAAUGGAUGGGACAGCACAACGAAUACAGAUCGUCCCUGCAGAUUCAGGCCUCUCUUUACCACAACGUAUACAGAUUGUCACAGAUCAGCAGACGGGCCAGAAGAUUCAGAUUGUUACAGCACUUGAUCAGAGCUCAGCAGGCAAGCAGUUCAUCUUAACAAAUCAUGAUGGCUCUACCCCAAGCAAGGUGAUCCUUGCCAGACAAGAUUCCACUCCAGGAAAAGUUAUCCUAGCAACUCCAGAUGCUGCAGGUGUCAACCAACUGUUUUUUGCAUCCCCUGAUAUAUCUGCACAACACAUCCAGAUUUUAACAGACAACUCCCCCAAUGAACAGGGCCUAAAUAAAGUGUUUGAUCUGUGUGUUGUAUGUGGAGACAAGGCAUCAGGGCGUCACUAUGGAGCAGUAACUUGUGAGGGAUGCAAAGGAUUCUUUAAAAGGAGUAUACGGAAGAAUUUAGUUUAUUCGUGCCGAGGAACAAAGGACUGUGUCAUUAACAAACACCACCGGAAUCGAUGUCAGUACUGUAGGCUGCAGAGAUGCAUCGCGUUUGGGAUGAAACAAGACUCUGUGCAGUGUGAGAGGAAACCUAUAGAAGUGUCAAGAGAAAAAUCUUCAAACUGUGCAGCUUCUACAGAAAAGAUCUAUAUUCGGAAAGAUCUUCGUAGCCCAUUAGCUGCAACUCCAACUUUUGUAACUGACAAUGAAACAGCAAGAUCAACAGGUCUGCUGGAAUCGGGAAUGUUUGUUAACAUUCAUCAGUCUGCAAUAAAAAGUGAGCCUACUGUGCUGAUGACCCCAGAUAAGGUUGAAGCAUGUCAGGGAGAUUUAAGUACCCUGGCAAACGUGGUGACUUCAUUAGCAAAUCUCAGUAAAUGCAAAGACAUGUCACAAAGCAGUACAGAGCUAUCUAUGAUUGAGAGCUUAAGUAAUGGAGAUGCAUCGUUAUCUGAACUCCAGCAAGAAGAACAAGCUAGUAGUGAUGUUACAAGGGCGUUUGAUACUCUUGCAAAAGCAUUGAAUCCAGGAGAGAGUGCAGCGUGCCAGAACUCUGACAGUAUUGAAGCCGGCGUGCAGCUGGUUGGUGGAGAAACAAGCAUGAAUAUCGUUGAAAUAGAGGGGCCACUGCUCAGUGAUGCACAUGUAGCAUUCAGGCUCACCAUGCCUUCUCCUAUGCCUGAAUAUCUUAACGUUCACUAUAUCUGCGAGUCUGCCUCCAGGUUGCUUUUCUUGUCCAUGCACUGGGCACGUUCCAUUCCAUCUUUCCAAGCUUUAGGACAGGAUAACAGCAUAUCAUUAGUAAAAGCCUGCUGGAAUGAACUUUUUACACUUGGUCUUGCACAAUGUUCACAAGUUAUGAAUGUGGCAACUAUAUUAACUGCAUUUGUUAAUCACCUUCACAGCAGUUUACAGCAAGAUAAGCUGCCAACGGACAGAGGAAAACUAGUGAUGGAGCAUAUCUUCAAACUGCAAGAGUUCUGUAACAGCAUGGUUAAGCUUUGCCUAGAUGGAUAUGAAUAUGCAUAUUUGAAAGCAAUCGUCCUCUUCAGUCCUGAUCACCCAGGACUAGAAAAUGUGGUACAGAUUGAGAAAUUUCAAGAAAAGGCUUACAUGGAGUUCCAAGACUAUGUAACAAAAGCAUAUCCGGAUGAUACUUACAGACUGUCUAGACUUCUCCUCCGAUUGCCUGCUCUUAGGCUGAUGAGUGCUGCCAUCACCGAAGAGCUAUUCUUUGCAGGACUAAUUGGAAAUGUUCAGAUUGAUAGCAUCAUCCCAUACAUUCUGCGAAUGGAGACAGCGGACUAUAACUCUCAGAUAAUUGGUCAUGCCGUAUAAAAGUAGCAGUCAAGGAUUCUGUACCAUGGCAGUCAUGGUGAUGUAAAUGCAUACUCUGUCUCCAAGAGAUGGCAAUAAGCCUUCCCAUGCACCUUUCCAAAGAAGGCUAAUAUUCCUCCUUUCCAGUACACUUGGGAAACGUGGUGGAGUGUAUUAAGGAAUAUAGGAUCGCUUCCUAUUUUUCACCUGAUCUCCAAGGACUUGUAAAUUAUCUUGAUAUCUGAAGAAAGUCAAGAAUUGUCCAUCCUAUUUUUGUAGAUAGAUGAACUUCGAAUAUUUGUUUAUGAAGUCCAGGCUUAUGAAGAAACUGAAGAAGCUUUGACUGAACUAAGGUAUCUCAACUUAGUUUGAUGUUUUAGACAAAUAAAUUAACUUUCCUCUCUGA
Chroicocephalus ridibundus (black-headed gull) is the source of this 2946-nucleotide messenger RNA. RefSeq names its product nuclear receptor subfamily 2 group C member 1 (gene NR2C1). Gene Ontology annotation, molecular function: zinc ion binding; nuclear receptor activity; RNA polymerase II cis-regulatory region sequence-specific DNA binding. The record is from RefSeq and is a predicted model, not a curated record. NCBI's taxonomy places the organism in Eukaryota, Metazoa, Chordata, Aves, Charadriiformes, Laridae. Gene Ontology annotation, biological process: negative regulation of transcription by RNA polymerase II; cell differentiation; anatomical structure development. The transcript has 14 exons. The coding region runs from base 729 to 2561 and encodes 610 amino acids.